AUGGAGUUCCAAGCGGGCCAGAACCCGUUCCUCAUGGACGACACCGACUACGGCGCGCCCGCCGGCGGCGCGGCCAGCUCCAACCCUUUCUUGACUGGCGGCGACGACUACGACAUGCCGUCCAUGGCGGACAACCCGUUCCUCAGCGCCAUGGGCGGCGCGGAGGACGGCGCGGCCGCUUACCUGGCCUCGAAUGGCGCGAGCACCAACCCCUUUGCCGCAUUCGCCGCGCCGGAGCCUGCGCCGGCGGCCGCCCCCGCGCCGGCCUGGGACGCGUACGGCUACCAGGCGCAGCCCGCGGCCAUCCCGCCGUCGACGCUGCACCUGCAGGACAACGCGAUGCCCGCACAACCCGGCGUGGACUACUGCGCCGAGACCAGCGACAUCUUCGGCGGGCAGGCGCGCGCGCAACCGCCGAGCCAGCCCACCUCGGGGAGGAGCUCGCCCAUGCGCCCGCCGCCCCCACGGCCCAUGCCGCCCGAAGAGACCAAGAACCUCAUCCUGAGCGUGACGGGCACCAUGGAGGCAACAUCACAUCACCUCCUCGAUCGGCUGCCCCCGACCAGGACGCCGAGCCCGACUCUGAUGCGCGACACCCCUAGCCCGACUGAGCAGCACUACGCCGACUUCCUUGGCGUGGGCGGCGCUGGCGUGGCCCCGGACACGUCGCAUGAGGUCAACCUGCUCGGUGACCUGGACGACUUGACCAUGCCUCCACCUAUGAUCGCGACCCAGCCAAUCGCUGUGCCACUUACGUCCAGCGACAUCAUGGACAUGUUCGACGCAGGGGCGCCCGCCCCAGCAGCUGCUCCAGUGUCAAUCUUCGGGGUGCCUCCGUCAGAGCCGGUAGCGAGCGAGCCCGCGCCCGCCGCGCCCGCCCCGGAGGUCCAGCCGGCCGCUCCUGUGGCCGCGCAGGUCCCGCCCGUGGUCGUGCAGGCUGCCGCCGUGGCUGCGCAGCCCGCCCCGGUGGUCGCGCAGCCCGCCCCCGUGGUCGCGCAACCCGCCCCCGUGGCCGCCCAGCCCGCUGCCGUCACGUCGCCACCAAUGACCACCCCGGUGGCAGCGCCGCCGGUCAGCACCCCCGCCAAGGUGCCUCCAGCGCGUCCGCCACCAGCACGGCCGCCCCCGAGACCUGCACCGCCCGCCAAAGUACCGUCUCCGGUCGUCACACCCACCGCACCGCCCCCAGCCCCGGCGAGGGCCACUCCGGACACUGCCGCUCCCCCUCUGCCGCCAGCCCCGGAAGUCCCGGCGAGGACGCCGAGUGCGACGACCACGCCGACACGGCCGGAACUGCCCCCUCCUCCCACAUUCACCCCCGCACCAGCCCCCGAGCCUGUACCGCAGCACGACCAGAGCGACCUGUUCGGCGUGCCCACCGCCAACGGCGGGCCCAAGAAGACAGCCGAGAUCAUGAACCUCUUCGGCUCGGACACGGCAGCGGUCAAUGCGCUCAACUCUGCCCCGUCAGCUCAACCCGCGAACGACUACUUCGGGGGCGGCGGGGGCUUUGGGGGCGAGCAGCGGGCCGCGCCGGCCCCAGUCGCAGCACCGGCCCCAGCCUCGGCCUUUGGCGCCUCCAACGACAACGACUUCGAUGCCUUCUCUGCCAAGUUUGAGAGCGCUUCUGCCACGACCAUCACCUCGGACCCAUUCGCCGACCCCUUCGGCGGAAGCGGGGGUGGUGGUGGGGGCGGGGCGGACGCCUUCGGUGGAGGAGGCGACGCUUUCGGUGGGAGUGAUGCUUGGGGAGCAAGCGCAACUCAGACGUCAGGUGGCGGCGGUGGCGGCGGUGGUUUCGGCGGCGAGGACGGCUUUGACGAGUUCCUCUCGCUACAAGCGCCCCCGCCCGUGCCGCAGUCGACGCCGGCGCGUGUCUCCAGGGCGGGUUCAGCCGAUUCCGACGACGCCCCCGAUUUCAGCGUCGUCAUCAAACCUCAGAGCGAGUUCGGCACGGGCUUCGACGCCUCGGACGGCUUUGUCCCCCAGCUUGCCCCACCGCCGCCUAGACAGCAGCAGGCGGCGUUCGUGGACACCACGCCCAGGUUCAACCCGUUCGACUUCCGGGGCGACUCGGGGGCGCCCGUGCAGCAGGAGCCACAGCGCCCAGUCCUGGCAGGCACUCCGCCAGGCGAUUUCAAACGGACCGACUCGGCCGAGACCCCGCCCACGCCCCUGUUCGACGAGGACACAUCGUACCCGCUCGAGGACUUCCCCCGCAUCCACUAUGACGGGCCAGGAUGGGAGAUGCAACUUCGCCAGCCAAACCGAAAGAAGAUCACCGGACAAAGAUACUGGAAGAAGAUCUUCAUCAAGCUUCUGUAUCAGGGAGAUAACCCGGUGCUGCAGCUCUUCAACACACCGACUGACAAGGACCCCUUCCAGGAACUGCCUCUCCAGCCGUGUUACUGCGUGUCGGACAUCAGCGCUCAGCAGUUUGACCAGUACGGCAAGAUCUUCACGGUGAAGCUGCAGUACGUGUUCUACAAGGAGCGGCCCGGCGUGCGGCCUGGCCAGGUCACCAAGGCCGAGCGGAUCACCAACAAGCUCAGCCAGUUCGCCGCGUACGCGAUCCAGGGCGACUACCAGGGCUGCAAGGAGUUCGCCUCCGACCUGAAGAAGCUCGGCAUGCCCGUCGAGCACGCGCCACAGAUCUCGCAGCUGUUCAAGAUCGGCUCGCAGACCUACGAGGACAUGAAGCAGUUCUCCAUCGCGGUCGAGGAGGCCCUGUUCAAGCUGCAAUCGCACCGAGACCGCGCGCUCAACUACAAGCAGGAGGAGGUGCAGAUCACGGCCGUGGACGAGCUGUACGUGGAGCAGGACAAGGUGGGCCACGUGGAGCGCCAGAUCGCGCGCGUCCGCCUCUUCUUCCUCGGCUUCCUCUCGGGCAUGCCGGACAUCGAGCUCGGCGUCAACGAGAUCUCGCGCCAGGGCAAGGAGGUGGUCGGCCGGCACGACAUCAUCCCCGUCGUCACGGAGGAGUGGAUCCGGCUCGAGAGCAUCGAGUUCACGUCCUGCGUGCAGCAGGACGAGUGGGACAAGAACAAGAUCAUCAAGUUCAAGCCGCCAGACGCGUGCUACAUCGAGCUGAUGCGCUUCAGGGUGCGCCCGCCCAGGAACAGGGAGCUGCCCCUGCAGCUCAAGACCACCAUGUGUGUCACGGGCAACAAGGUCGAGCUCCGGGCGAACGUCCUAGUUCCAGGAUUCUCCAGCCGGAAGUACGGACAAAUUCCCUGCGAAGACAUCUCCAUUCGCUUCCCGAUUCCGGAGUGCUGGAUAUACCUGUUCCGGGUAGAGAAGCACUUCCGCUACGGGUCCGUCAAGUCCACCCACCGAAGAGCCGGCAAGGUGAAGGGCAUCGAGCGCUUCCUCGGCACCGUGGACACCAUGGAGCCGUCGCUUCUCGAGGUCACCUCCGGCCAGGCCAAGUACGAGCACCAGCACCGUUCCAUCGUGUGGAGGGUGGCUCGCCUGCCCAAGGAGGGCCAAGGUGCCUACACGACGCACACCCUCACCUGCCGCAUGAGCCUCACCUCGUUCGACCAAAUCCCCCCGGACCUGGAGCAGAUCGCCAAGUACGCAUACGUCGAGUUCACGAUGCCGCAGACGCAGGUGUCGCACACCACGGUGCGCUCCGUGUCCAUCCAGCCCCAGCCCGACGAGCCGCCGGAGAAGUACGUGCGUCAGCUGUCGAGACACGAGUACAGGGUCGAGGUGGAGUUCACCCAGGGCGAGGGCCCCGCCGCCUACAUCGCGGCCACCAUGGUGAAGCCGGCCCCCGCCGCCCCCGCGCCCGCCCCUGCCGCCGUGCCCGCGCCCGUCGCCGAGGAGAGCGACAGCGACAGUGACUGAGACCAAGUAGAGCGGCGAGACGGCUGUUUCACUGCUGUUUACCAGGACAACCUGUGUAGUGCUGGUCCACUUACAUGUUGGAGUCGGAUAAAUAGCACUUGUUUGUUAUUGUGUAGAAAACGUGUGGAUGUCCCCUAUAUCUCCUUUACUUUUGGACAGUUAGCAGAGAAAUUCUAUCUUUAUUUUCUUCCAGCGAUCUCGUUAUUGUCUUCAAAGUAUAGAUGUAAUAAUCACCCUUUAAAAUUAAAUGUGUGUUGCAAACUGGUUGGAUAUGGAUAUUUUUCGCCAUGAUCUAGACUUCCAUAUUCCGCUUGAUAUAUUUCAUAAUGACUGAUAUAUAGGUAAAAUAGAUUUACUUUAGGAAGGACUGUUUGUUCAGGUCAUACUAUUACGCACGCAAAGUUACCUCGUCUCGGGGUUAUGUAUAAUUAUUAUUGCCAAAAAGUAUUUUGUUUGAUGUGACUUAUCUGUAGUGAACUUGCUUAAGUACAUGCUUUGUGUGCGUCGUGCUUUGUAGAAAAUGUUGUUCAUAACGUAAUUGAUCUUACCUUGUAGGUGUAUGUAAGCAUGAAGAAAUUGGUUUGACAAUACUCGGCAAUUCUUCUCCAGAGAAUGCACUCUAAAGUUUAGUACCGAGCGCAUUGGGAUCGAUCUGACAGUUGCCCAUGCCCAGAAGGCUUCAUUUUAUCCUUUUUGAUGCGAAUAACGACGCGUCUGUAAGAUGAGUUCGAUCAGUGCGAUUCACCUAUCGCAUUCCCAUUUAGAACUUAUGGAAAAGUUAUCGAUUUAGUUAUAAAACUGUUGUACGUUCUUCUAUUGGUGAUCAUAUCGUUGUCGUUAAGUGGUGAUAUUACUUUAAAUGUAAAGUUUUCCGUUUUGUGUGUGACUAUGUGAGUAAGUUUUUCUGGAUGCCAAAACACGAUGUGUUUUCGGCAAGACCCCGAUGAGUGAAAAAAGUGCCAUAGAGACAGCUACCAGGAUUUGUAGCACUGUACAUACUUUUGUUUGUUUUUGUUAUUUUUCUCAUUCGACCUGGUUCGAGAGCCUCGCUCCGCCAGCCUGCAGAACUGUGGAGUAUAAUCUAGUCGUAAGACACGCCGUCUUGUCAGACACGUGGUUUAUUAUUGUAUUGUCUUAAGUGUUGCGCUUUAGAUAUCACUGUUGUCGUCGAACACACACAUUCAUUUGUUAUGUACAGAAUCGUAUAACAUAGUUAACGUUGAUGAAGUUACUCUAAACUAGCUGUAAAGUCCGAUGCAGAACGUCACCCGAAAGACAUGUGCUAAGAAAAUUGCGUUCAGUCCGAUUUGCGCUUAGCUUUGGGCGUAGCUAGGUGGCACAUGUGUAAUUUCUUGUUUCUAGCAGGGUUCGGCAUCACCCACUGUGAUAGCACAAUGAUGCAUUUAGAGGAUGAAAGGCAAAAGAGUGAGUGAAACCACUGAGUGUAUGGAACCACGGAGCGAAUGAAACUACGGAGCAAAUGGAACCACAGAGUGAAAGUUGUGUGCAAGCGUAAGCUUCCUUUCGUUUUUGUUUCUUUUUUGAAAUUAAGGCGCGGCUGGUGUCACUAUAGAACCGGUGUCAUGUAAAACGACGCUCCGCCUAAUGAAUGCUAAAUCCCAGAUAUGAUCAAAGUUGUGUGCAAAAUUGAAUUGGUAACAAAACGAUAUCAGAAUUGUGUCGAUUUCAGGACCAUCUUCCAAAAAUAGACACUUGUCCCGAUACCGCUCUGAUAUCGUAUUAAUAUGCACUCACUGGCCCUGGGAAAACAAAGGUGUUGAGUUGCACCUUUAAAGAAUGCUACGGUUUUUAGUGCCCUCAAAAAAACAUUAAAGCUGUUGAAGAUACUAAUUUUUAGCACCUUCACGGUUCUUUCAUGCCUUUAUAGAGGCAUUAAACUUAAAAAUUUCGUUGGCAUCUUUGCAAAGGUGCGACUUUACACGUUUGUUUUCCCAAUUUUUGUAUUCGGGCAUUUUGGCCUCAUUCCUUCGGCGCGCUUCUGUCCGCGUGAUGACCAGCCAGGAGUGCCAGUCACGCUGAUUUUUCUUUCACCCAUUUUCGGCCGCUGAGGCUUAAAACCUCCGGCUCCAGCGACAUACCAAAGACAGCUAGUCAGCAGGCGGAGGCCCGGGCCCGACAGGUGCAACAAAAGCACCGGGGGUUGGCGCCUCCCGCCCUUUAUUGUAGGUUGUAUAUAUUAUCCUCUAAGUACAGUUUAAGAAAGUAGACUAGACCUUUUUGUGUUUUUUAAAUCCUUUUGUUGAACAUUUUUACCUACGGAUGUCACAAACGUGUUUCCGAAGCGAGUGAAUUCUAGUCCGACUUUUCAGUCGUUAGGUUUAGAGAGUGGUCGCCUGUCUCCCUCAAGAAGGCUAAGCCCAUCAUGACAAAUAACUUACCGUACAAAUUAAGUCUUAAAGUAAGUGAUAUAACAAUAACUAAGUUGUAAAGGUCACCCGCCAUGGAAUAACGUAGAUUAUACAUGCAAAUACUGUUGACGUGGGAUGUGUUGAUAACUCCCCAAUUUUUGUUUUAAUCGAAAGCCAUAGCGGCCUCGCAUUGCUCAUGUUACGAGCUUUUAAAAACGAGUGCAAGUUAAUUUUUUAAGGAAAAAAAAUAAUUCGAUAACUCUAACUUUUAGGAGAGAAUAUCAUUUUCAGUUUCGCACAUUAGGGUCGCUACCGAUUGUCUCAAAAAGCGGCAUUCCUUAAGUACUUAUUAAAAUGUUAGCAUAAUCCGCGUGAAAGGCGUUGAGGGCUGCUCGGAGACACGCUAUGGUACUUCCCUGUUGCGUGCUUCUCCGGCAGCCAUUUCUUGUACAUACCAAUACUAUGCUGGGUCCAAAAGAAUCCUAGCUUAAUUAAGGUAUUUAUCAGCAUUUGUGAUCAGUAGCUUCGCUAUUCAUUAAUGUAAUUAUGUAUUUGUUAAUAUGUGAUUUCCUUUGCCUUGAUUGUGUACCGUGCUGCCAUUCUGUUUCCUUUCAAAAGAGUCUCUGCAACUGUCCCUAUUUCAUUGUUUUAAUGUCCCUUAAGAAUAGGAAAAAAAUGAGUGCGUGGCUGUAGCUCACUAGGUAAAAUAUUACUUGGGAUGAAUAGACACUGUUCCAACAAUACUGUAAAAUGUUACAUAAACGAAUAAAUCGAUGCAAAAACCUUCUUAUCAGUUGAUCCGAUGUCUCAAUCUUUCUGCUGCUGGUUGUGUUUCUAACCAUCCAAGGCAACUUUACUGAAGGGAUUGUUUUUGUCUGUAUAUAUGUAUAAAAACAUAUUUUUGUGCGAAAACAUAAAAAUAACGCUUGUGAAACGCUCUAGUUCUGGAACUUUAGACAUAUGCACUUUGAUGUAAUGUAUGUUCUUUAGCUAAUAUGAUGUUAUCCACCACAUCAUUUCAACUGUAAACAAAAUAUUGGAAUAAGAUCCAGAUUAGUGAUAAUCUCAUAAAACCAUGGCAAAAGCAUAAGAUAUGAGUGCGAUCAGAUUGUAAAUUAAACGAGAGUGUAAUUUGUUGCUUUUAGUAGAGACAAAAACUGUUUGAGGAAAGGUUCAUUUUAUUUUUGAAUUGUGAAUUUUGCGAGGUUCUAUGUACUGUUGAAGUGUAUUGUAUGUACCAAUCUACGUAUCAAAGAUUACUUGUUAUGUAUUGUCAAAGUGCAUUUCAGAAUUAAUAAAAAUAAAGAGUAUAUGGACAGUAAA
Frankliniella occidentalis (western flower thrips) is the source of this 7544-nucleotide messenger RNA. RefSeq names its product protein stoned-B. NCBI's taxonomy places the organism in Eukaryota, Metazoa, Arthropoda, Insecta, Thysanoptera, Thripidae. The transcript is spliced from 12 exons. Gene Ontology annotation, cellular component: synaptic vesicle; AP-2 adaptor complex. The record is from RefSeq and is a predicted model, not a curated record. Gene Ontology annotation, molecular function: clathrin-cargo adaptor activity. Gene Ontology annotation, biological process: clathrin-dependent endocytosis; regulation of endocytosis; synaptic vesicle endocytosis. The coding region runs from base 1 to 3852 and encodes 1283 amino acids.